Molecule: messenger RNA, 333 nt
Organism: Talaromyces proteolyticus
Lineage: Eukaryota; Fungi; Ascomycota; Eurotiomycetes; Eurotiales; Trichocomaceae
Product: stress responsive A/B barrel domain protein
Exons: 3
Coding region: 1-333 (110 amino acids)
Source: RefSeq, a predicted model, not a curated record
AUGCCUGUCCUUCAUGUAGUGAUGCUCACGUUCAAGGACGAUAUACAUCCCAAAGAAAUCCAAUCUACUAUCACACGCAUGCUCAACCUGAAGACUGAAUGUCUGCAUCCAGGAACCGCGAGACCGUAUAUUAUUUCACUUCGAGGGGGUCGUGAGAAUUCGAUAGAGGGGCUACAGAACGGCCUAACGCACAUUUUCGUCAUGGAAUUUCAAACCACCGAGGACAGGAAUUACUAUGUCAGAGCCGAUCCGGCACACUUGUUAUUCGCGCAGAGUAUCGUGCCGGUUGUCGCUAAAACGCAGGUGGUUGAUUUUGCGGCGGGGGUUUGGUGA